This is a messenger RNA of Lingula anatina, 2175 nucleotides long. RefSeq names its product sperm-associated antigen 16 protein. Gene Ontology annotation, cellular component: axonemal central apparatus. Gene Ontology annotation, molecular function: protein binding. The record is from RefSeq and is a predicted model, not a curated record. Lineage: Eukaryota; Metazoa; Brachiopoda; Lingulata; Lingulida; Lingulidae. Gene Ontology annotation, biological process: axoneme assembly.
CGAAAGGCAAACAAGAUGGCUGCCGAAGAUCGAGCAUUCUACUUAGAACAUCAGGAAAUAGUAUAUGAGUCUGAUGAAGAUUACCAAUAUGAAGAGGUGCCUAUCGAUGAAGAUUUUGUUGAGUUAGAUGAUGAUCUUGAUGCUGCUGUUAGGACCAUACGAGAAUCACAAGAGGAUACCCAGGCAACGGAAAAGAAGAGUGCGCCUCCCCGAGCCUCGGUGUCCACCAAGCCGGAGGUGGUCGAUGACUUUGUCAGGAACUUCCUGGUGAAAAUGAAUUUGUACAAAACACUGGACUACUUUCAGACAGAAUGGUAUGAGCUCCAGCAGAAAGGAGAGCUGAAUGAGGAGGACAUUGGGGUGGUGCCGGACAUCUACACCAAGAACCAGCAGCUGGACAGUGAAGUAAAACACCUGAGGAAAGAAGUGGACAAAUACAAGGAGGCUGCCCUGAAAGCCAAAGACACUUAUGUCAAGUUGCGAAAAGAACGAGAUUAUCAUCGCAUGCACCACAAACGGGUCGUGCAAGAGAAGAACAAGCUUAUUACAGAUAUCAAAAGACUGAAGAAGCAUUACACUUCUUAUGAGCCGACUCUGAGACAACUAAAGCAGAAAUAUGAGGUGGCCAUGAAGGAAAAAAUGUUGACAAAGUUAGAGCGCGACCGUGCUAUGGGUCAGGUGACAGGCCUACAGAGCACGCUCAGAAACAUGGAGGCUUAUCGCGGGACCUCUGCUGAAAAAACGUCAGAGUUGAGUGCACGUUCCACCAGGCUGUGUGAGAAGGGGACAGUGCUGUACGUAGACAAGGAGGGCAGAGGACCCACACAGAGAGCAGUAGCAGAGGAGAGGAGAAGAUCUAAAACCAUGGAAGAGUCCCUGCCACCAACCAGCUCACAUCCUAAUGAUACCCCCUUCCCCCCCGACACUGGGGUCAACCCCUACCUGACCCAGGUCAAGGCACCCUCUGGACACUUGACCAGGACGGGAGGGUUCCGGCUGUCCACCACAUUCCAGGCCCAUUCUAACGCAGUCAGCAGCGUUGCUGUCCACCCUCGCAAGCAGAUCCUGGCGACCACCAGUGAUGACCACACCUGGAAGCUGUGGGCUAUUCCCAGUGGGGACAUCAUUAUGACAGGAGAGGGCCACACAGACUGGGUGUCCGACUGUGACUUCCACCCCUCGGGUGCCAAGCUGGCUACAGCCAGUGGAGACACCACAGUGAAGAUCUGGGACUUUGCCAAGGCAGAAUGUGUGCACACCUUUAUGGACCAUACCCACGCAGUGUGGGGCUGCUCUUGGCAUUCCUGUGGGGAUUUCCUGGCUACAUGCUCUAUGGAUAACACUUCUAAAGUCUGGGAUCUCAACAGUUUGCGUUGCCGGUUUACUCUGCGUGGCCAUGCUGACUCUGUGAACAGUAUCGAGUUCCUGCCAUUCUCCAACACUCUGGCCACGUGUUCCGCUGACAAGACUCUGUCACUGUGGGACGCCAGGACGGGAUUGUGUGCCCAGACCUUCUAUGGUCACAUGCACUCCAUCAACCACUGUGUCUUCAAUCUCAAGGGUGACACUAUUGCUUCAUGUGACUCGUAUGGCAUUAUUAAGUUGUGGGAUGUGCGCACUGUGGCACCCAUGACUACAAUAGACGUGGGACCCUACCCAGCUAAUAGGGUGGCCUUUGAUCCUUCAGGAAUGGUCCUAGCAAUUGGCAGCAAUGAUGCCACCAUAAAGAUGUAUGAAGUGGCCACUGGACAGAUCACGCCACUGGUGGGCCACGAAGAUGGUGUGCAGGGUCUGGUAUUUGACAAGAAAGGAGACUAUCUGGUGUCUGGAGGAAGUGACCUCACCGUCCGAAUAUGGUCCUAGUGAUAUUGACCAAUUAACAAAAAGGGCAAAGACAAUUCAAGUCACUUAAGAAAAAAAAGUAUCUUCUAUUUGAACAUUUAUUUUAUGAACUUUUGGGACUUGAUAAGUAGUUUGAUUUGCAAAAAGAAAACUGAUUGGGCUUGCAAAAAGAUAUUUAAUAUGUGGUAAAAAAAUUGUCCCUGUGGUCACAGGAGAUAAACAAUAAUUCAGAAGGGUGAGAACAUCAUUGCUAUUAAGAGGAAGAAAUGGAAAAAGAAAGAUGGCAAAGGAAAGGAUAGGGUUAAGUGUGCACCAACAUUUAGCUUUGGUCCA